CUUUGCUGUCCCAACGUGGCAGCAGCUAUGUAUGCGCUGCGAUCUCUUCUGCUUCUGCUGUUGCCUCUGUGUCCCGGUCCUGGUCCUGGACCCGGUAUUGAGGCAAAGGUCACCCGGAGUUGCACUGAGACCCGACAGAUCCUGGGGGCCCGGGGAUAUAGCUUAAGCCUACUCCCUCCCGCCCUGAUCUCAGGUGAGCACCUCCGGAUCUGUCCCCAGGAGUACACUUGCUGUUCCAGUGAGAUAGAGCAGAGGCUGACUUGGGAGACUGAGGCCACCUUCCGAGGCCUGGUGGAGGAGAGCGGUUCCUUCUUGGUUCACACACUGGCUGCCCGGCACAGAAAAUUUGAUGAGGUUUUUCGGGAGAUGCUCACAUCAGCUGAGCACUCCCUGUCCCUGCUCUUUCAUCGCUCCUUUGGCCGCUUGUAUGCCCAGCACACCCCCUUGUUCAGUGGCCUGUUCUCUCGGCUACGGGACUACUAUGAGAGGUCCGGUGAGGGGUUAGAUGAUGCCUUGGUGGAUUUCUGGGCUCAGCUCCUGGAGAAAAUGUUCCCCCUGCUGCACCCACAGUACAUCUUCUCCCCCGACUACCUGUUCUGCCUCACACGCCUGGCCUCUUCUGCUGAUGACUCUCUGAAGCCUUUCGGGGACUCACCCCGCCGCCUCCGCCUACAGAUAACCCAGGCCCUGGUGGCUGCCCGGGCCUUUAUCCAGGGCCUGGAGACUGGAAGAGAUGUGGUCAGCGAAACGCUUAAGAUGCCGCUGUCCGAAGGCUGCAAGUGGGCUGUGAUGCGUCUGACAGGCUGCCCCCUUUGUCAGGGGGUUCCCUCGCUGCCACCCUGCCGGGGCUUCUGCCUCAACGUGGCCCAUGGCUGUAUCGGCAGCCAGGGACUGGAUCCUGACUGGGGGGCCUAUCUGGAUGGUCUCCUGUUCCUGGCUGAGAAGAUCCAGGGCCCCUUUUCCUUUGAGCUAGCAGCGCAGUCCAUUGGGGUGAAGAUCUCAGAGGGUCUGAUGCAUCUACAGGAAAACAGUGUGGGGGUGUCAGCCCAGGUGUUCCAGGAAUGCGGGAGCCCCCAACCGGCGCCUGCCCGCGCGCGCCGCGCCCCAGCCCCCCGGGAGGAGGUGGGCCGGCUCUGGUCCGCUGCUGCGGCGGAGGAGGAGCGGCCCACGACGGCUGCGGGCGGCAGCCUGCCCCGGCUGGUGUGGGAGCUCCGCGAGCGGCUGGGCCGGGUGAGGGGCUUCUGGGCCGGGCUGCCCCUGACUGUGUGCGGGGACCCCCGCAUAGCGGCGGACCUCUCUCAGGAGGCGGCGCCCUGCUGGACCGGAGUUGGGCGGGGCCGGUACCUGUCGCCCGUGGUCGGGGGCUCCCUGGCCGGGCAGAUCGACAACCCAGAGCUGGAUGCGGAAGCCUCGAGCCCCGACCUCCAGACGCGGAGGCGGCGGCUGCAGCUCCGGGCGGCCACGACCAGGAUGAAGGCGGCCGCCCUGGGACGCGACCUGGAGCUGGAGGACUGGGAGGACGCUAGCGGCUCUGGAGAGGGACAGCACUAUGCAGAUGACUGGAUGGCUGGGGCAGCAGCUGUGGCCCCCCCAGCCCGGCAUCCUCGCCCUCCUCGAAGGGAUGGUACUGGGGGCAAAGGAGGAGGUGUCAUUAUCCGCCACAGCCAGGACAGGAACAGGACUGGAGGGACGUCUGUCGGUUUUCACACCCAACCCUUCCUCAUUCUCUUCCUCUCAGCCCUGGCCCUCCUUGGACCUCGAUAACAGGGGAGGGGUGCCCUGGCAUCAGAAGGGUUCAUGGCCCUUCCCCUCCUCCCCCCUCAGCUGGGUCUGGGGAGGAGUUGAAGGGGGCUGCAGAGAGGAUAGAGAAGGGACUUUUUGGGUAAA
Messenger RNA from Hippopotamus amphibius kiboko, 1887 nucleotides. RefSeq names its product glypican 2 (gene GPC2). Bases 28 to 1764 code for a protein of 578 amino acids. Gene Ontology annotation, biological process: smoothened signaling pathway; regulation of protein localization to membrane; regulation of signal transduction. The transcript is spliced from 10 exons. Gene Ontology annotation, cellular component: synapse; extracellular region; cell surface. NCBI's taxonomy places the organism in Eukaryota, Metazoa, Chordata, Mammalia, Artiodactyla, Hippopotamidae. The record is from RefSeq and is a predicted model, not a curated record.